GUUCAUUUUUUAUUUAUUGAAUUCUCAAAUGGUAACAACUACAUACAUGACCUUCAUCAUAGCAACACAUACAUUGUACUUUAAAAAAAAAACACAUCUACUAGUAAUUCUGUAUUCUUUGUAGUAAUAUUAUUCUAGUUUAGAAAGAGACUUCUCACAAAGAACUUGCAUUAUACUUUAUUUUACCUAUGAAUAAUAUUCAGAACAAUUUUCUUCUUUUUCCUUUGGUAAGAUUCUUUAAUUUCAAAACUUUCAUCAAAUGUCAGCUACAGAACAAAAUCUUCCCUUAAAAGUUUUACUCUAUAAUUUUCCCUUUUUUUUUUAAAGCUUUCUUUAACUAAAUCAGUAACAAUUUGCCAGUAAACCUUUUUUUUUUUUUGCUCAACAUUUAGUGUUGAAAUAAAUUGCAAAUAAACUGAAUUUAUUAACAACAAAAACCAGUAGAUGGAGGAACCAUAACCAGUUUUGCUUUGCCAGUUUACAUGAGGUCCGUUUCUGGAAGAAUAAAAGCAGAAAAAGACAAAUAUUCUACAUAUACUAUUGCUACAGCCGUGAUGUAUUUUUAUUUCUUCCAGAGGAAUAUCAAUAAAAAGAAUUUCAGUUUACCUGCAGCAAAGGUAGAAGAAAAAUCAGAUUUCACUUAGGUAUUAAAAAUUUUGAACUUAGUUCCAAGAGUUAACAGUAAAUUCAGUUAUUGUUGCUGAAUUUGUAUUAAAAAAAAUGUUAAAAUAGAUGUCAACAAAAAAAUAAACAACCAUUGUAUGAUUAAUUGGAUGAGAUCAUGUCUAUCAGAUGAAAGCAAAUAGUUGUGUUAUUUGAUCAAAAAGGAAACAGAAUACAAUAUCAUCAUUCUGCAUUGUGAACUGUAAAGUCUUGCAAGGACACUACAAGAACCUAUAUUUUUUUUAUUUGUGAAUGAUCCCCCAUCAAAAAUGGAAAAAAAUAAACAUUGCUAUUUGUUGAAGACAAAAAUACAAUAUUGGAGGAAAAAUAACUGAUGACCAAGAAAACAGCGAGCCUAGACAUUGACAAAUUAAUUUAAAGCAUGCACUAAAACAAACUAAUCAUAAAUAGUGGCGAAACAAUCACAAUUCCAUUCCAUAACUCCCACCAAAUUUAUUUUAACCUAGAGGGCAAAAGUACCAUACAAAACAAAAUUUCUUGGAAUCACCACACAAUUCAGUCUUAAGUGAAACUCACACUAGAGAGAAAAAAAUAAUUUAAAUUGGCCCUUGGGAUAAUAACAAGAAACAGUACCAUCAAAAGUCCAGUGUUUGAAAAUGUUCACUGUAUCCUCAAAGAUGAAAUAAUUAUCUGGGGCUAAGCACCAGAAACAUAGCAAACCUUUAAAAUUCGAAAAAGAAACAUCCGAACUAUAACAAACCCAAAAAUAACAUUCCUGUCAACCCCAAUUUCAAAAACUUCAGUUCCCACAAACCUUAGAUUUUAUUUUUCAGCUUUGCGACCGUUAAUGGAAGAUGGUUUCUUUUAAUGGAAUACAUGUACUAAUGGUAUUAUUCAUAUACAAAGUCGUAUGUUUGUUACCACAAACCUAAUCAAUAAUGAUACUUCCUAUAUAUUUAUGCUCACACUACACAUGAUGAUCAUAUCACCAACCACUUGGGACAUUCACAUUACGUGAAAAAAAGUAUAUACUUCCACAAAUAUAAUUUAACAAAUUACUGAAACAUCUGAAAGACAUUACAGGGUUAUACAGAUUCAAAAAUAAACUCAGACAUUACUUUCUGCUGAUAUUUGUCUAGUGUUCAGAACUUUAUUGAUGACUAACAAUUUGACUUCAAGUAACCGCAGUACAUUUGGUGCACAAUUACAAAACCAGGCAAAUUCUUUCCUGCUCCUGAAGCUAAUUGUGUGUGGUGGUUCAAGAUCAACCUCAUCACUCUGACCACGACACAGUGUCAUCAUUAAUAUAUUAGUAUUGAAACUAUCUUAGAUUCUUUUGUUUCUAUGAAGCAAUAACCAAUCAGGUUAGUUAUACACAAUUGUAAUUGAGUAACUCAAUAAAUUAAUUCUAUAUUAUUAUUACUAAUAUUAUUUUUAAAAAAUUUCGAAGAAAAAUUAUUCUUUUGAAACUGACUUUAUCUCAUUUCUUUGCUAACAAAAAUCAUGUCCCUACGGUAUCAACCACAUGUCUCCAAUAUUAGCACACUUUUGGAUUUGAAAUGAAAAUUUUAAAUAUUUUUGUAGGUUUGAUCUUCAUAUUAGUAAAGCAGAUUAUUUUUUUAAUCACCAAACCUUUAAACAGAGCCUGAUUUAAAAAAUCUAGAUUCAACUAAAAAUUGAAGCUGCCAAAUUCUUGUUCUCUGCUUUUGGAUUGGUCUUCAACAUUUGGUUCCUGAGGUAUCAGAAUGCCAUUCUGUUGCACUCCACCAGAAAUGAAGCUCUGCCUUUAAAUUAUGCUACUAUACUUUCAAUAUGAAAAGAAACACCUUUAAAACUGUAUUACAAUGCAAUUGAGAUUAAAGCAUCUCUAAUUACUAGCACUGGAGCUCUAAGAUCACCAAGAGAAGCACAAUUUAAAUAUGGUCCGAGUGCAAUUACGUAGCAAAGGAGGAAAAAGUAUAUCUAGCACACGAGUAAUAAUUAGUGUGAAUUAAAUUUAUUAAACCUUAAAAUCAAACAUACAUAGGCAUUUCAAUAACACGAUUGCCUUCUAGUAUUUCUUUUGACAAUGUAUUAUACUAGCAACAAAGGAGCAACUCCUCAUGGUAUCAAGUAAAGGUUUUAAGCAAUGGAACCCUACAUACUACCCAUAAAUAACUAAAAAGGCCUCAACAGUAAAGGCUCUUAGAUUAGCAAUUCCACUGAUGAAAACACGUUAAAACUUAUCUUCAGCGAAACAUUGAUAAAUACAGAGUUUAAAAGGAUUUGAUUAUUUAAUCUCCCGUGUUUUAUUUCCAGAAAGAUCUUAGUAAUCAUUCUUAUGACACAACUUAAGCACUAAUAAAAUUCUUGUUUUGUAUGUUUACAUAACUCUCGGUACAAUGCAAACUCAGAUAAUUUACUUUGGUGAGCGUAAGAAAACAAUCAGAUUUUUCAUCACACAACACUGGCACAAUCAGUUUGUCACAGAUUUUGGCAAAUGUAUCAUACUAUAUUUAAGUUAAAAUAAAGAAGAGCUAAAUCAUAUUGACAGCCCUUAAUAUCAAUUACUUUAGACUAAACAAGAAUCCUGAAAAAUAACAAACAUAAUCACCGAAUAGAAUUAACCCCAUCAAAAUGAAUUCUGAAAUUUUAGAUUCCCUGAUUAUUGUUAUUACUUCAAUGGGAAUUCUACAAAGUAAAACACACACAAAACACUUUAAUACAAUCAGUGAGACCACAUCAAUAUUCUAGGGUAUGCUGAACUGAGCAUAUCAAAGAAAAUCAUUUUAUAUUUCAUCACAAUAUAUAAUAAAAUUUGUUUGAUAAAAAAAGUACUUCAAUUGAUUCAAUAUAUAUGUGGCGCAGGACAGGGAUGGUAUCACUGGGUAUUCUGAAGGAAACAAUAUACUUUGAUUCAAUUUAUUAACUUCUGACAAGAUACUGUCAAUGGUCGCUACAUUCACCUAAGAUGUAACAAAGGCAAUAAAAUACAUGAUUGAAGCAAGUAAGCUACGCUUAGUACUUUGUCUUUUCAAUAAACUUAAAUACGCUUAUUUGGUAGUUAGGGGUUGUCGAAGCAUGCAAUCAGAAGUUUGUAUUCAGUUCUCGCAUUUAAUACGGACUAAUGAUAGCUUUCUUGCCAACAGUACUGCUAGCUGAGCUGUGAAUAAUUCAAUACAUUAAGAGGUGUGGUACGUACAGAAGAGAUAAUUUCUUUCAAAAUUUCGUACUGUUGAAAUAAAAACAAAAAUACUUCAAUUAAUAAUACAGCUGUCGGAAAAUUUUCCUGCAUGAACUUUGAGAUGUAUUUUUAAACUACUAUCCUGACGGAAACUCUGAUCGCAUAUUUUACAUCUGAAAGGGUGUUCUGAGAAACAGCCAUUGUGAGUUUCUUUACUAUAUGGUUUUUUAGGAAUAAUACCACUAUAAGUUCUUCGAACAUCUACAGAACCAGUUGUCCUCUCACUUCUUUUUGAAGCAGAGCUACACUUGUCCUGCUUAUCUAAUAGUGUCCACAGUUUACUCUUCUUUAUAUCCACAGCAGCUUCCGAUUCCUCUGAAAUUUCCUCAAUGAUUCUCACCUUCUCAAAAGGGAGCUUUGUAGGCUCACCGAGUCCAUUGGACUCACUCCGCAUUGCCAAUUUCAGUACAAAGUCAAAAUCAUCAUUUGUCUUUGUGUCUUCAAUGAACCUUUGAGUGUCUUUAUGCAGGGCAAGCUCAGCACCAGAUAAAGUCAUGUUAUAAUCAUUGUCAGGUUCUAUUGUGUCCUCCUCUUCUGAUUGUUCCUCAUUUGUCACACACUGAGGCAAUUUGUCACUAAAGUUUGGAAAUACUAUAAUUUCUACAGGAGAAUUUGAAUCAGAUUCUUCACAAUGUGAUUGAGAUGAGUUUUCAGUAGUAGCUAUUUCACAUUCCAUAACGCAAAAAUCUUCUGGAAACUCUGUACUGUUGUUGUUUUCCAUUUUCUCAACGUAUACGAUUUCACCGUUUUCAUUUUCUUGUAUCUCUACACACACCACUUCGACGCUUUCCAUUUUUUAACCUUUCAAAUCAACAAAUAAGUGAGUAUUAUGAAGAAUAUCUCAACUAAUCUCGCCUUCCAAGACAACGCGAUUUACUUUCAAAAUACUCGAAUGUUUGUAAUUUAAUCCAAUUAGCAGAGACUGAGGUAAAGUUUAUAUUUUUAUUUAUAUAUAUGAUGAGUAAUAGUUGGAAAUAAAAUAACACAAUUCAUCUUCUCCAGACUUAACACCACACUUUUAUUCUAUGCAAACUGAGCAUUUAACAUGCACUACGACGAGUUAACCCAUCGCGUUCUACAGCCGUAUAUUCGAGUCCAUUCCGGUCCAACAUUCUUCACAACGCUGAAGCAGUUCACACCAAUCCACAGUAAAUAAUAACUGAGGAACACUUCCAUGUGCUGCUAUGAAGUAUAAUAUUGCAGUUCAACUAACUCCUUAAAAUCUAAUGGACGACUGAGAAUACUUAAAGCUUUACACUUAUCAAGCGCGCAACCAGCUGCUAUCCUUCCCACUUCGCGCCUUUCGCACGCUAUUGCGGCUAUUGCACUGUUUAGGCCCACAGCAACCCGCAGCGAAAUCCCGCCUAGUUACCGUAACGUUUGACUAAUUGCAAUUCAAUAAGAUCUGUCAAAACAUCAUGGGUUUUGCAUGUAAUUUUUAAUUAGCUGCUCGAAUUUUUUAAAUUCACAUCUUUAGUACGAAGAGUUUGUAUUUCAAUAAUUCCAAAACAGAACGAUCUUACAAGCUAUUCGCUAUCUUUUAGUGUAAUACCCCACUAAGAACUUUAUCAAUAAACUAGAUGCUUUGUUCUUCUAACCUCCAGAUAUCAUUCUGAUACUAGAUGUUCCAGGCGUUGCCUCAACAAAGGAACUUCGGAGAUUAUGGAAAAUGCAGUAUAGAGAAGUAACUAUCAUGGAAGAUGAUAACAAGGAAAAAGAAGAUAAAUGGAAUGGGGAAGAUGUAACUCCGUACCCAGUUCAUUGGAAAUUCUGUCUUCCUCAAAUAUUAGCAUGCAGUAUUGCCCAUUCUUUGGUGAUAAACUGUGGAAUUAACUUAGUUUUCUCAGCUAUUCUUCUGCCUCAGCUAAUGUCAGCAGACAGCGCAUUGCCAAUCACAAAAGAAGAUGCUUCAUGGAUUGCAAGUUUAGUGGCAAUCGCCACUCCUGUCGGUGCGCUCUUGACAGGACCAGUAAUGGAUAAGUUGGGCAGAAAAAGAGGAUGCCAGAUUUGCUCAUUUACAAUGAUUGCAUCAUGGGCAUUCAUAUCAAUAUCAAAGAGUGUCACAAUGUUAUGCUUUUCAAGACUGUUAUGCGGAAUAUCUACUGGUCUUUCCACUGUCACUAUGGUGUAUGUCUCAGAAAUAUCUCAUCCACGUGUCAGAGCUGCAUUGCUUUGUUUGAAUAGUGUAUUCUUUUCCCUCGGUAUUCUUCUAACAUGCAUAGCCGGAUCAUGGUUAACAUGGAAAAUAACUGCUAUUUGUUCGUUUUUCCUACUUUGGUUCUUGCCAGAGAGUCCCCAUUGGUUAACACUUGUUAGCAAAGGAGAUGAAAAUUGUACUUACUGGGAAAAGACGGAAUCUUCUCUUCGUUGGCUCUAUAGAAAUGAACUUAUUGCUCUGCAGGAAAUAGAAUGCAUGAAAAAGAAACUAAAUGAUGUUAAAGAGAUGAAGUCUUUAUCAUUAUCUGAGAGUCUGAAGUGUCUUCGACAGAAAUCUGUGAUAAAACCUUUCUUUCUGCUUAUAGGCUUAUUUAUUUUGCAACAAUUUUCUGGGGCAUAUGUUUUAAUAUUUUAUGCAGUUGAUUUAUUUAAAAUAGUUGGAGGGAAAUCAACAAAACUGGGGGCUAGUAUUGAUGCACUGAAAGCAUUAAUAUUAAUGGGUGCUAUUAGGUUUGUCAUGAGUUGUAUUGUAUCAAGUGUAUCUCAAAAAUUAGGUAGGAGGCCUCUUUUAAUGACUUCAUACAUAGGCAUGUCAAUUGCAUCAUUGGUUCUUGGUAUAUGCCUCUAUUCUAGCAAAACUGAAUCAAAUUUAUUUAGUGACAAUAUUGAUGAAGGUCACUUAUUGCCUGUAGUGUGUCUAUUACUGUUUGUAUGUUUUAGUGCAUUAGGAGUACUUGUAAUUCCAUGGACAUUACCUGUAGAGCUUCUUCCUGUUCAAAUGCGUGGUGUUGGUGGAGGUAUAAUGGUAUCAUGGGGAUACCUACUAAUGUUUAUAACAGUAAAACUUUUCCCAGAUAUUUUGUAUUUGAUAGGAAUAUCAAAUAUGUUCUUCUUUUUGUCAUUUGCAUGCCUUCUUGGCUUCAUUUACAUAUUUUUACUUUUGCCUGAAACUUUGGGAAAGAGUUUUUCUGAAAUUGAAGAGACAUUUAAAUAAUAUUUCUUUUACUUGGAAAUUCUAGAAUAAAUGUAUGAAGAACAAAUAGACACACAACUGCACUUGUUUAGUGUCUGAAAAGAUUAUGGAACAAACAUACUGUCAGAUUGAUCUAUUGAUUUAUAUUAAAGCCAUUGCUGUAGUUUGAACCAAAGAAUCAAAGUAGCCUAUAAUCAUCUUUACACCUGUCAGAUAUGAAAUUAUUUUUUUUCCAGAAGCAACAUCUAUUGCUAUAUUGUGUAAUUUUGACUUAGAUUCUGUAACAGAAAUGUAUAGUACUGGGGAGGGGAUGUUUGAAAGUACUUAAAGUAUACUAUUGUUUUGUUACCAGUGAAAUAUCUAUUUAUGAAGUUGAGAGAAACAUUGUUUUUAUUGAAAAUAUAAAACUUAAAACAUU
Gryllus bimaculatus (two-spotted cricket) is the source of this 7395-nucleotide messenger RNA. The record is from the annotation of a GenBank genome assembly. Lineage: Eukaryota; Metazoa; Arthropoda; Insecta; Orthoptera; Gryllidae.